AUGCUGGAGAUUGGCUACUCCACCAACAUUGCUCCCUUGACUCUGGCUGGCCUCCUUUCCAUGGGGAGGAUACUUAUCUCUCUCCCUGGCUGUGGAGCCCAGAUGUUCUUCUCCAUCCUUCUUGGGGAAUCUGACUGUGUCUUUCUUGCUGUCAUGGCCUAUGACAGGUACAUGGAAGUCUGUCAUCCUUUGCAUUACAACCUCAUCAUGAGUUGGAAGCUCUGUGGGCAGAUGACUUUAGGUCUGGGAUUCCUGUUGGUGCUGCCUUUGACCAUUCUGAUCUGCCACCUUUCAUUCUGUGGCCACAGUGAAAUCUAUCACUUCUGUGACACGCCUGCCGUUAUGCGCCUGGCCUGUGCAGACACCCACAGGCACGAGGCAGCUCUCUAUGCCAUCAGUGUGGCCGCUGUGGCCAUUCCCUUGCUCCUUAUCUGCCUCUCCUAUGGCUGCAUUGUGGCCACCAUCGUGAGGAUGGAUUCAGCCCAGGGAAGACGCCGGGCCUUCUCCACUAGUUCCUCCCACCUCAUGGUGGUUCUCCUGCAGUAUGGGUGUUGA
This is a messenger RNA of Mesoplodon densirostris (Blainville's beaked whale), 555 nucleotides long. Its product is annotated as olfactory receptor 10V1-like. Gene Ontology annotation, molecular function: olfactory receptor activity; G protein-coupled receptor activity. Gene Ontology annotation, cellular component: membrane. NCBI's taxonomy places the organism in Eukaryota, Metazoa, Chordata, Mammalia, Artiodactyla, Ziphiidae. The record is from RefSeq and is a predicted model, not a curated record. Bases 1 to 555 code for a protein of 184 amino acids. Gene Ontology annotation, biological process: G protein-coupled receptor signaling pathway. The transcript has a single exon.